Molecule: messenger RNA, 1051 nt
Organism: Rubroshorea leprosula
Lineage: Eukaryota; Viridiplantae; Streptophyta; Magnoliopsida; Malvales; Dipterocarpaceae
Source: the annotation of a GenBank genome assembly
ACUGGGCCAUUUUAGGACGACCGCUGGAUCGGUGCAAAACACACAGCUCCAGUAUCCAGCACGCUCCCCUAGGCUGCAUUCACCUGCUCCUUCCCGGCCGAACCCCACCCCGUCGACGAUCUAAGCGGCUGGAGAUUUAGAAAGCCAAGGAUGAACAUCUUCAGGAAGAAAACCUCUCCCAAAGAGGCUCUGCGGUCAAGCAAAAGGGAAAUGACUGUUGCUACCAGAGGCAUUGAACGUGAGAUUGCAUCUCUUCAACUGGAGGAAAAGAAACUGGUAGCAGAGAUAAAAAAGACAGCUAAAACUGGAAAUGAGGCUGCCACUAGAAUUUUAGCUCGUCAGCUUGUUCGACUUCGGCAACAAAUAACCAAUUUGCAGGGCAGUCGGGCCCAGAUCAGAGGAGUUGCAACUCAUACACAGGCACUCUAUGCUGGCACUUCAAUAUCUACUGGAAUGAAAGGUGCAACUAAAGCAAUGGUAGCAAUGAACAAGCAAAUGGCUCCCACAAAACAAGCAAAGGUGAUAAAAGAAUUCCAGAAGCAGUCAGCACAAAUGGACAUGACGAUAGAGAUGAUGUCAGAAGCUAUUGAUGAAACUUUAGACAAAGAUGAGGCUGAAGAGGAAACAGAGGAGCUUACCAACCAGGUCCUUGAUGAGAUUGGUGUGGAUAUUGCUUCCCAGUUAUCUUCAGCACCAAAAGGUCGGAUUGCAUCAAGGAAUGCUGCUCCCCCUGUUCAAACUAGUUCUGAGUCCACUGAUGUUGAGGAUCUUGAAAAGAGGCUGGCCUCACUUCGACGCAUCUGAUGAUUCUGAUCCUGAAAAGCACAAGACUUUGUACUUGUUCGGAUUAUAGCAUUUUUUCUAUGUAUAUGAAAUUAAGCAAAGAUGUCGGUGGCAUGAGGAACAGACCACUAUGGUAGGAUUGUUAUAUAUGUACUACAUUUGUCCCAUGUUACCAAGAAACCUAGUAAAUUUUCCUUAUUGUACUAGUACACUUGAGCUUGCUUUGUUGGGUUGGAAUGUUGAGCUUGAAUAAGAAGUUUACCAGUUC